GGGGGGUGUUGGACAGACAUGUCACAGUGUAAACACCAGCUCUCCCUGUACUCUCUCCCUGAUACCACCUCAGCGGUUUUUUUGGUUUGUUUUUUUUUUGUUUGUUUUAUUAGCUUUUGUUAGAAAACAGCUUGACAUAUGGUUCUAAAGUGCACUGCUCCCUCGCUUGGUGGGUCGACCAGCGACUGCAUUAGAUUGGAUUAGAUUUAACUUUAUUGUCACUGUGCAGAGUACAGGUACAAAGCCGAUGAAAUGCAGGUAGCACCUAACCCGUGGUGUAAUGGUAUUAUUUACAGAUAAGUGCAGGUUGGCCUAUAAGUGAGUACAGCAUUAGUGAUGCCACGUCCUAUCAGUGUUACUGACAAUGGAGAGGAGCGUAUAUGCAGAUUAUUAUUCAGGCUAUGUGUAAUGCAUUAAAUAUGCCGUAUAUGCUACAUAGAGGUGAAGUGGACAGAGUUGUAGGUACGGGUUGUAUUUAGGUGAAGACAAAAUAUGUACAGUUGGUUGUGUACAUCCUAACAGAGCAUGAGUUGUUCAGCCUGUGAGCAAUGAGCAAUGCAAAUAUAAAAGCACCAAGACUGUGUAGUAAUGAGUCCAGUAAUGGGUCACACAGUCAAGAAGCUCUUCUUGAGCCUGCUGGUGCGCGAGCGGAGCCUCCGGAUGGGAGGAGAGUAGAAAGUCCACGGUCAGGGCGGGUGCAUCAUUUCUCAUGCUUCUUGCCCUGCCCAGGCAGCAUUUACGGUAAAUGUUAAGGACUAUUCUUGCUUUUGCCCCCAGUGUCUGAAGACCUCAGGAAAUUUGCAUUUCCUCUGAUGACCUCUUGGCCAUGCUACAAACCUCACAAACUCUUAAAAACGUUCUAACAGUUUGGAUGUAGACGCGUGCGCCUGCAGCAGCAAGUGGGCUGAGACUUGACAACAUCGACCUGUCUGAUCGGAUGCCCCGAUGAGAGAUCCAGUUGACACAGCGGCUGCCAUGGCUUACCAUCCUUUCCAAGCUCAUCGACCGGAUGCCUUGCCCCUGUCAGCCCUCCUGACCGCCGCACAGCCCUCGUUUUUCCCCGCGCUGGCUUUCCCGGACGUCUCCUCCCUCUCCGAGCCUGUGUCCGGGCAGGCUGCGUCUGACGCGGGGCUGCGCGCUGCUCUGCGACGCCAGCAUCCGCCAGUCCCGCAGACAGAAGCGGAACUGGAUGAUGACCCGAAAGUCACUCUGGAAUCAAAGAAUUUGUGGAAUGAAUUUCACAAAAUGGGAACUGAGAUGGUGAUUACAAAAUCUGGGAGGAGGAUGUUUCCGCCUUUCAAAGUGAGGGUUGACGGGCUGGAUGAAACGGCGAAGUAUAUCCUGCUGAUGGACAUUGUGGCCGUUGAUGACUGCCGCUACAAGUUUCAUAACUCCCGCUGGAUGGUGGCUGGCAAAGCUGACCCGGAGAUGCCAAAGCGCAUGUACAUCCACCCGGACAGCCCGUCCAAAGGGGAGCAGUGGAUGAGCAAGCCCGUUGCUUUUCAUAAACUCAAACUCACCAACAACAUUUCGGAUAAGCACGGAUUUACAAUUCUGAAUUCAAUGCAUAAGUACCAACCCAGAUUCCACAUCGUGAGAGCUAACGACAUAAUGAAGCUACCGUACAGCACCUUCCGGACUUACGUGUUCCCGGAGACUGAGUUCAUCGCUGUCACUGCCUAUCAGAAUGAAAAGAUUACACAGCUAAAAAUCGAUAACAAUCCGUUUGCCAAAGGAUUCAGAGACACUGGGAAUGGUAGAAGAGAGAAGAGGAAUAAACAGUUAAACGUUUCUUUGCUGCAUGAGAACCAAAGCAAAGCUGACCGUGACAGUGCUGAUUCUGAUGACUCCUGUGAACAACCCAGUACCAGUGAUCCCUUUUGUUCCCCUCUGGAGCUGGUGAGCAGCCCUCUGAUGUCCACUCCAACCUGUCAAGAUGAGAACAACACUGGAAGUGAUUCAGAUGUUGAUCUACAACAUGAGGACAUUUCUGAAGCCAGCUGUUCCAGGGCUGAACAUACAUCAACUUGGAGUCUGAAAAGCGAGGAGAUGCUGCGGAGCAGGUCUGCUGUCUGUAAGAGUAACGACAGUCAGGACACAACUAAAGAGAGAACAGUUUUUAGAACGUCAGAUGAUAUGUACUCCACGGAGACGGACUUUCCAAAAAAGCACACGAGUGAAACCAAAGACGGGGUCGUGCCAUUAAUGUUGCAAAUGCAGAGUUCAUCCUCCCUCAGCGCUGCUCACCUUCAGACUUUGGAUUUCUCAAGUGCACAUAGCCAACAGUUUCUUAAGCUUGGGGCACCUUUGUUAUUUCACCCUGGACAGUUGUCAGUGAAGCCAGAGGCUUUUCCCUCUGUGGGUAUGGGACAUCUAUUUUCCUCUUUGUCUGGAGUAAAUGAACUAGAGAACAGAGGCCUAUCUCCUCAAAGCAUCACCUCUCCAUCUCCCUUCAUGUUUCACCUGUCACAGCAGAUGCUGGCAUCUCAGGGAAUCUCACUGUCACCCUUCGGAGGAUUGUUGUCAUAUCCAUACCGCUACAUGGCAGCACCAGCUGCAAUUGCUCCAGCUCUCCCCACUUGUUCUGCGACCUCGUCGCUCACCAACAACCACCAUUUCCGAAGCUCACGACCUUGGUUGCGAUUCAACCCUUAUCAGAUCCCCACCUCUGUCACCUCAUGCCAAAGCCUGCUCACAACCAGGUCAAAUGCUUCAAACUCACGGUCUGAGCUGUCCAAAUCUGGCAGCAGGGAGUCAAGCCCAGUGUAUGACGAUCACAGCUACAAAACCAAGGCCACGCAGAAGACUGUUCCACAUAAAGCCACUGUCAAAAGUUCCAAUGCAAAACAUAUAUAAUCCAUAUAUAUAUAUAUAAAAUUAGAGGACUUGAUAAACCACAUACUCCACAAUAAACUCUCAAGUUGUUUUUCAUUCUACGUGCAAUGGAUACUGGAUGAUGGACCUAGAUGAAAUAACAUUCCACUGACGAUAAACCACACACAGACGAGUGUAUGAAACUGCACAUUAUAAUGACCUAAAUUGUCAGUACAGUAUGUGUUGCUGCUAUCUAACCUCGUAUUACAUCAUCAACAAAACUUAUCUUAUCUGGUGAUUUGCAGGUCAAAAGACACAAGGCAGAAUUAUAUUUCCAUGUGAAAGGUCUUAACUUUUCCUAGCUUUUGAAACAAUGGUUAUAUGUGAGCAAGAUGUCUAAAAAACAUUCAUUUAUUCAACUAAAUUUAGUGCACCUGUCAUACGGACAUCAGGAUUUCCUUUGAUUUGCAGAAACUCUAAUUAGUGCUUACUGGAUGCUCCAUAUAAAUUAAAAUCAAUUAAAAAGAAAGAUGCUCAUUGGGAGUUAUUUAGAGACAAUGAGCUCUGCGAAACUCAGUUCCCCCAAAUGGAAUACUCUACAGACCAAGAAUAAUGUGCUUUAAUUAUGAAUAAAACACAUUUUUAUUGCGUCAUUCUGUACCAUUGUGUAAAUAUUUUGUUCUUGUCCUUUUAGUUUUCACAUACUGUAUAAAACAUGACUGAUGAAAGCCUUUUGUGACUGAACACUGUAACUUGUCACUGUUAACCCUGCUUAUGAGAUAUGAGGAACUUGUAUACCACCUAUUCACAGUUUCACAUUCUGUUGAUGUACCAAAGCUGCACCUUGGAUUUAGAGGGAAAACUCAGGUUUCUUUCUUUUUACCAGCACUUAAGAAAAAUGUCUUAAGUAAAGGUAAUCUGGCAGGUUGUCUGCCAAAUUGUAUUUUGUGUGUGCGUGUCUGUGUGUGUCUGUGUGCGCGCGUUUGCAUAUUGGUGUGGCUGUUUUUUUCACAAUUUAAAUAAAAAUACUGUUCACAUUUAA
Molecule: messenger RNA, 3856 nt
Organism: Lates calcarifer (barramundi perch)
Lineage: Eukaryota; Metazoa; Chordata; Actinopteri; Centropomidae
Product: T-box transcription factor TBX2b
Exons: 7
Coding region: 946-2856 (636 amino acids)
Biological process (GO): positive regulation of DNA-templated transcription; cardiac chamber development; heart looping
Cellular component (GO): nucleus
Molecular function (GO): DNA-binding transcription factor activity, RNA polymerase II-specific; RNA polymerase II cis-regulatory region sequence-specific DNA binding
Source: RefSeq, a predicted model, not a curated record